AUGGCGGCGGAGGGGGGCCGGGUGCAGAUCUCCUUCCCCCAGCACGCGGCGGCGCUGCUGGACUCCCUCAACCGCCUGCGGCUGGAGGGGAAGUUCUGCGACGUGGCCGUUCACGUGGGCGGCCGGAUCUUCCCGGCCCACAAGAGCGUCCUGGCCGCCGCGUCCCCCUUCUUCCACGACAAGCUGCUUCUGCAGGAUGGGGGGCGGUUGCUGUUGCCCCCCGCCAUCGAUCCCGACGCCUUCGAGGGGCUCCUGCACCUCAUCUACUCGGGGCGUUUGACGUUGCUGUUGGAGGCCCUGCCCGGGCAUCUCUUGGUGGCCAGCGGUCUCCAGAUGUGGCACGUGGUGGAUCAGUGCUCGGAGAUCCUGAGGGAGUUGGAGGGCGGGGCGUGCCGGUGGGCUGGGCGGGGCAGUGAGGUGACAUCAUCAUCGUCAUCAGCUGGCCGCGGCGGCGAGGCGGCAUCAUCAUGGAUCAGCCGUGGUGGAGAUGGGUCUUCGUCGUCAUCCUGGACCACCCGCGGCGGAGACGGGUCUUCGUGUACCACCCACGGUGGAGAUGGCGCGUCAUCGUGGGCCGCCCGUGGUGAUGGGUCUUCGUGUAGCACCCACGGUGGAGAGGGAGGAUCCUCGUGGACCACCCGUGGUGGAGAUGGGUCAUCGUGUCCCACCCGCGGCGGUGACGGAGCGUCAUCGUGGCCCGCCCGUGGCGGCGAUGGGUCUUCAUCGACCUCGUGGACCACGCGUGGUGGCGACGGCUCAUCGUGUCCCACCCGCGGUGGUGAUGGAGGAUCCUCGUGGUCUACCCGUGGUGGUGAUGGAUCUUCAGCAUCAUCGUGGCCUGUGCGUGGUGGCGAUGGCUCCUCGUGGGCCGCCCGCGGCGGUGAGGCAGCGACGCCGUCUUUCCCCAAGGAGGGGGGCGAGGAGGUCCUCAAAAUCCGCGUGGCCGCCGACGUGGCGCCGGCGGCGACGUCGUCCCUGAGCUCCCUCCUGAAGGACGCCGGCGAGGAGGUCCUCAAGAUUUGUGUGGAGGAGGAGGAGGAAGAAGAAGAAGAGGAGGAGAUCGUGCUGGAGGAGGAGGAGGAGGAAGACGGGGCGCCCGGAGACACCCACGAGCCCCCCAAGAUCUUCUACAUCAAGCAGGAGGCGGGUGACGCUGCCACCGCCGCCAUUGAGGGCCUCCUGCCGGCGGCGGAGUUGGCGGGCGGCUUUGCGCCGGCGGAGGUGAGCUACGUCAUCCCGGCGGGCGGCGGCGGGACGACGGUGACAACCGGCGCCACGAUGGUGACAACCGGCGGGCCGGGCGUCUUCCCGCAGCCAUCUUGGAAGCCGGUGGACCUUCACGGGAACGAGAUCCUGGGCCGAGGUCAAGCCCUCCACGCCCCGGUGAAGCUGGGAGCGGCUCCCGACGGCAAACGUUUCGGUUGCUUGUGCGGUAAACGGUUCGCCGUCAAACCCAAGCGGGAUCGGCACAUCAUGCUGACCUUCAGCCUGCGUCCCUUCGCCUGCGCCGCCUGUCACAAGCGCUUCAAGCUGAAGCAUCACUUGACGGAGCACAUGAAAACCCACGACGGGGCCGGGCGGGCCUGCGAGCGUUGCGGUCGACGCUUCCGCCUGCGGAGCGGCUUGGCCAAACAUCGGCCGCUCUGUCAGGGGGCUCGUUGGGGAGGGGGGUGCUGGGCCUGCGAGUGA
This is a messenger RNA of Gavia stellata (red-throated loon), 1689 nucleotides long. It is a transcript of the gene ZBTB9, whose product is annotated as zinc finger and BTB domain containing 9. The coding region runs from base 1 to 1689 and encodes 562 amino acids. Gene Ontology annotation, molecular function: protein binding; DNA-binding transcription factor activity, RNA polymerase II-specific; RNA polymerase II cis-regulatory region sequence-specific DNA binding. The record is from RefSeq and is a predicted model, not a curated record. NCBI's taxonomy places the organism in Eukaryota, Metazoa, Chordata, Aves, Gaviiformes, Gaviidae. Gene Ontology annotation, biological process: regulation of transcription by RNA polymerase II. The transcript is spliced from 2 exons.